CCCUUUGAUGUCAACAGCCUUACUGUGUGCUAGACGCGUCGUCAUAAUUUUAUCUUUUUUUAUGUUUGUUCUUAAAUAUAUUUAUUCAUUAUUUUCAUUUUUUCCAACUUUUACGCCUGUCUCCUGUCUGGUUGUCUCAGCUUAGCGUCGCCAUUGACUGACUAGAACGCAUGAUGGUUAUUAUAACGCUGGUGAUUGUUCUGGCCCUGUGUGGGGUGAGUGUGUGUAGGGACAGGGAGUAUUUCCUGGCAGCGGUGGAGGUGGAUUGGGACUACGCACCUACAGGAACCAGUGUCGUCAAGGAUGAAGCAGAAUCGGCCAAAGCAUUCAUCGAGAAGGGUCCUGACCGUGUCGGCAGCAAGUAUCGCAAGGCAGUAUACAGUCAGUACACGGACAAGACGUUCACAAAGGAGGUAUCCAAACCACUCUGGCUGGGUUUCAUCGGGCCGACCUUGAAAGGAGAAGUUGGGGACAAGUUGAUCGUCCACUUCAAGAACCUAGCGACAAAGCCCUAUUCAGUUCAUCCACAUGGCGUCAAAUAUUCCAAGUCGAAUGAAGGAGCUCUCUACAGUGACGGAACUAAGGAUGGAGACAAGAUGGAUGACACAGUGAUCCCUGGUGGAGAGCACACGUACACAUGGGAGAUAACUGAGGAGUUUGGACCCACACCUGGCGACAAGGCGUGUAUCCCCUGGGCCUAUCACUCCCACAGUAAGGACGCGGGUAAAGACACAAACAGCGGACUUUUAGGAACGCUGCUCACAUGCAAAAAGGGUGCCCUGGACGAGGAUGGUAAUCGAAAGGAUGUGGACAAGGAAUUUGUCGCUGUGUUGAAGAUCUUUGACGAGAACCAGAGCUGGUAUCUGGACUAUAACAUGAACACCUGUGAGGACCCCGCGUGUUGUGUGGACCUUGUGAAGGGCAAGGAUGAUGGGUUUGCGGAGAGCAACCGAAUGCAUGCACUAAAUGGCUACGUGUUCGGUAAUGGUCCCAAGUUCGAAGCUUGUUCCGGAGACAAGGUUGUUUGGUACGUCAUCGGCAUGGGCAGUGAGGAUGACGUGCACAGCUUCAUGGUGGACGGGGAAAGUAUGACGUACGAAGACCACAGAGUACUGUCGGUGGAUGUGUUCCCGUCCAAAUUUGUGUCAGCAGAAAUGGUGGCAAGUCAUCAAGGCUGGAAGCUUGUGUACUGCAAAGCAAACGACCACUUUGACGAGGGAAUGCAAGGGUUCUUCAACGCGAAGAAGUGUGCGGACAAGCCGGAGCCUCUGAUUGAGGAAGGUAAUGUCCGCAAAGUGUUUCUGAUGAUCCACGAACAUCUGUGGGACUACCUGCCGUCAGGAGUGGACAAACUCACGGAGAAAGCGCUAUUGGAUGACAGCCCAGAAUCUCAAUACUUCAUCGGCAAGUCCACCGCUAUCGGCAGCCAAUACAUGAAGGCGCGGUUUGUUCAGUAUGAGGACAAGGAGUUUCAGAAGGUGAAACGUAAAGGCGUGGACGACUUCCAUCUGGGGAUCCUUGGCCCCAUCAUCAGGGUCGAGGUUGGGGAGACUCUCGAGGUCACACUGUGGAACAACGCCACACGACCUUUCUCAUUCUACGCUCAGGGCCUCAUACAGUAUGGACAGGCAGAGAAGGAUGAUUCUGUGCAGUCCAUCACGACUGGGGGACAGGACUACCGUAUGUACCGGUUCUACGUACCUGAGACAGCUGCCCCGACAGACAAAGACACUGCGUGUGUCACCUUCAUGUACCAGUCGGCCGUGGAUCCGGUCAAGGACAUCAACUCAGGUCUUCUCGGCCCGCUGCUGGUCUGUAAGCGGGGUUCUCUGGAUGAUGAGGGCAAGCAGAAAGGCGUGGACAAGGAUCGGGCGUUGUUCUUUGGCGUGUUUGACGAGAACAAAUCCUGGUACCUGGACAAGAACAUCGAGAAGUUCACCAUAGCCUCCAAGAUCGACAAGAAAGAUCCAAAGUUCGUGGAAUCCAACAGAAUGAGAGGUGUGAACGGUCGGGCGUUCGGUAACCUGGGCGGCAUGGAGUUGUGUCGGGCGGAGCAGAUCUCUUGGCAUCUGUUCUGUGUGGGGGACCAGACCGACGUCCACUCCAUCUACUUCCACGGCAUGGACUUCGACGUGGACGGCAGUGUGAAGGACACAGUGGAGUUGGUGCCGGGCAAAUCGCUGUCGUUCGUCACACUCAUGUCUCACAUAGGUAACUGGGGUAUCUUCGACCGCAACACGGAUCACUUCAAGGCAGGGCUCAGCAUGUUGUACGAGGUGAAGAACUGCGACUACCUCCACCCCGCCCUCCUGUCCUACACACACCUCCCCAACCCCCCGAAACGCCAGUACUACAUCGCUGCCAUGGAAACAGAGUGGGAAUAUGCGCCUUCCAAGAAGUCGGUUGUCGAUGAUAGCGAAUUGACAGAUCCGAAGAGCAAGUCCUACGCAUUCGCACUCAACGAUAACAAACACGUGGGCACCAAGUACCGUAAAGCUGUGUUUAAGGAGUUCCGGGACUCCGCCUUCAGUGUUCCCAAACACAAAGACGCCGGGGACGAAUACCUUGGAUUCCUUGGCCCCGUCGUCAGGGCAGAAGUAGGCGAUGUCGUGGAGAUAGUGUUUAAGAACAUGGCGUCACGGACGUAUUCCCUACAUGCUCAUCUGGUCAACACAGACAAAGCGAACGAAGGAAGCUUGUACUCCGACCGGACGGACACGAAAACUGACGACGGGGUGCCCCCUGGCGGAUUCCAUGUGUAUCGAUGGGAGAUAACCAAGGGCCCUGGCUCAAAAGACCCGGCUUGCAUAUCAUCGAUGUAUUACUCCGCGCACAACCAGGUGAAAGACGCUUACUCCGGGCUGAUCGGUCCGCUGAUCAUCUGUAGAAAAGGUGUUCUUGGCAAGAAGAGGGUUAGGAAAGAUGUUGAUAAAGAAUUCAUUUUACUCUUUUCAAUCAUGGACGAAAAUCAAAGCUGGUAUCUUGAAUGGAAUCAGAAGAAGUUUGCAACAGACCAGAAGAACCACGAAGAUGCAGAAUUUGUAGAAAGCAAUAAGAUGCAUAUGAUAAAUGGGUUUGUAUAUCAGUCACUUCCGGGUUUGACGAUGAACAAAGGGGACACGGUGGCCUGGCACAUCCUCGGCUUCGGAGGGACACAGGACAUCCACACCGUGCACUUCCACGGCCAGACCCUGCUCCAGCGGUCAGGGGGGGUGCACAGUACUGACGUCAUCACCGUGUUCCCCGAGGUGGGGGUAUCAGCGAUAAUGAAGGCUACCAACCCCGGCAAGUGGUUCCUGCAUUGUCACGUCAACGACCACAUAGACGCCGGCAUGGACACGACGUAUACCAUCUUGGAUGUGGAGAAAACAAAAGAAGAGUCGAAAUAAAUGUUUCAAGGUCGUUUCAUUCGAAAUGCUUCAGUGUCAUUUGACACAUAGAAGGGGAAGUUUAUUUAAAUAUAAUACCUAGUUUGUUAUACCCUUGCUCUUUUCUCAAAAGUAACACCCUAACUUGACCUGCUCAUUGAUGCCAAGGCCACAUUUGAAACGAGAAUCCUGAUAGUAUUAUUUAUGCUGAAGUUCAUUUUUCCGCUUUUAGUAUUGUUCACGCAAAUGAUUAUAAGAUUUGUAUAUUUAUUGCUAUUUAUUGCUUGAAAUUAUAUACGAGAUGUGCAGAGACAUACGCUCGAUAUUGAAGUGCCAAGUUGUAGAAAGGUCAGAGUGUUUCUUAUAAAUGUGUGACUGUCAUGAUAGUUAUCUGCUUAUUUGAUAAACAUUACAAUGGGUAGUUAUUAGAAGUCAUCUAACAUGACUAUACCAUUAAUACAAUAUUUCAGAAAGGAUAUCAGAACUGCUUGAAAAGUCGGUAAGCACAAAGACCAUAUUGUUUAUGUUUUGUAUUAUUUCGUUAAAAAUGUAAAGUACCGCUGAGAUAGUUUCCCUUGUGAAUUAACUGUAUACAUCUACAUUAAACUACGUUUAUAACGAACACGCUUAUAAAGAACUGACUGAUAUAACGAACUUAUUUUUUAGUCCCGACCAUUAGUUGUAUAUAUGCUGGAUAUAUACUUAUAACGAACAACGGUUAUUGCGAACUAAUAUUAGUGGUCCCUUUGAGUUCGUUAUAACCGUAGUUUACUGUACAACCAACGUGUGUCCAGGAAUAUAUGUUGAGGGUUCCAAUACUGUCGACUGAACUUUUCCUGUCCUUUUGGUAAAGGUAAUUCUGCACUGGAAAAAGGAAUACGUUCUACAAUAGGUCAGCACAAUCAAUGAUGAUGAUGAUGAUGAUGAUGAUGAUGAUACGCAGUUGUGAGACAAACACAACAAUGAGUUGUCGUUGUCUGAUCACUGAUGUUGCGGUUAAUGUUUAAUCCACCUGAGCUUGUGCCGAGUGAUGUAUAGCACCUCCAAUGUAGCACCUACAAUGUAGCAACCCCAAGUAAAAGUACAGAGGAUCAGCCGAACAAGGCUCGGCUCGUAAUUGGCGUAUCGGGACCGUGUGCACAAUUACGUGAUUACUUCCAGACACUCUGGCUCCAGAUACUGACCUUGUCUCGCGAGACCUCUGUGUGUGCUGUGUGUUUCUAAAUGUCUUACCUUUCUGGUGAAAUGGCAAACCACUAAAUAUCUCAGCUUGUGGUAAAACAUGUACGUGUGUUGUAUACAAAACAUUCAAAAAAAAAUUAAAAUUAAUCACUUAUAAUGUUUGUACUGAAAACUUCACCAUCUAAUAGCGGUUAUUGAGUAAAAUCGAAAAAUGACUUAAUCACGUAUGAUGUUUAAUGAGACAUUUACUUAAAGAAAUGUCUAUGUUGGUGAUGUCACGUGUAUAGUCUGCACUUCCUCGUUGUGUCUUUGAUGGCAUUACUAAGCUGACAGGAGAGAACUGUGAAACUUUGUGCUUGAAUACUUUAUUUCUCUACGACUUUUCAGACUACUCAUUGCAUCGACUAGGUCGACGAUUGUUUUCAAGUUCAGCGCCGCCCCCAGCAAUAUUCCAGCUAUAUGACGGCAGUCUGUAAAUAAUCGACUCAGGACCAGACAAUCAGGUGAUUGGUAUUGCAAGCAACGAUCCAUGCCCUCGGCGUACGAUGACAGGCUAUCAACCAUGUCAGCGAGCCACCCAAUACAACAAGUUCUUACGACCAGCAUAGGUUACUAGGGACAUGGGAUGAAGUCCAAGAUGUGAUCUGAAGUGUCGUGGAGAAAUAAUAUAUUCAUCAGCCGUAAAGUGUCAUGCUUCCAUUCCGACUUGUGUCUCACAUUUCUUUGAUGUCAAUGACCUGUGUAUAUAGUGUCUGGUACCCGUAUUGAGGACGGGUGGCUCCACCGAUUGGUUCAAACUGGGUCUGUCUAUCUACCCCAAAGAUGUUUUGUAAUAAUUAAAUCGCAUAUAAAUAGCUAACGAGGGGGAAAGAGGGGUCAUAUUUCCAUCUCCAGCAGUUAGACAGUACUUUCACUGGUUUGUAAGAGUUGUUCAAUAUGGGCAGAGACCCGUGAAGAUUCCGAGGUAGAAUUGGUCUUCAGCAACCCAUGCUUGCCGUAAAAGGCGUCUUGCUUGUCGUAAAAGGCGUCUAACGGGAUC
Haliotis rufescens (red abalone) is the source of this 5589-nucleotide messenger RNA. Its product is annotated as hephaestin-like protein. Lineage: Eukaryota; Metazoa; Mollusca; Gastropoda; Lepetellida; Haliotidae. Gene Ontology annotation, biological process: iron ion transport. Gene Ontology annotation, cellular component: plasma membrane. Bases 171 to 3389 code for a protein of 1072 amino acids. The transcript has 12 exons. The record is from RefSeq and is a predicted model, not a curated record. Gene Ontology annotation, molecular function: copper ion binding; oxidoreductase activity.